ACAGUUAUUCUUCUCUCACACUUCUCCCACACUUCUCCCACAAACACAGAAAAACACAAGACAACACAACACAGAAGACACAACCUAUUCUUUCUUUCCAGGUCACAAAUUUUUCUCACUUUUUCGGUUCUUCCCCUUCUUUUUCCACCUUUCUCAUCAACUCCCUCAAACCCUAAUUCUAACAUGAAUGGGUACAAAGAAGACACCUCCUUUUGCUAUUUCCACCCCAAAGAGCUGGUUGUGGGGGUCUGCUCCCUCUGCCUGACUGAGAGGCUUCUAAUCUUGGCUUCCAAAAAAGGCCACCACCACCACCGCCACCAUGUCUCAUCCGUCGGAAGCGGCAGUGCCCAUAAAAACCCAAAUGGUAUGCACAAGAAGGCACCCAUUAGCCUCCCCAAGAUCUUUGCUUUCAGCUCUCUCCUCAAUCGGCAGGGGAAACCAGACGACGGCCCAGAUCAAGAGGCUUCCACCAGCCAAGAAGACUCAUUCAUAUCAAUCAAGUUUGAAGACAAUGGAGUGGCCUCAUGGGAAAAGAACAAAGUGUCUAAGGUCUCUCUAGAUCAUUGCAACAUGUCCUGGAAUCACAACCUGAGCAAGGAAGCCAAGGAAACAAAGGAGGCAAAGGAUAGCAAGAGCGUGAUAGAGCACGGGAAAUCCCACAUCCCGCUCAGGUGGCGGAAGAGGAUUGGUCACUUGGCCCAGCUCAUCAGAUGGAAGAGGUCGAACAAGGGCAGUGUGUGUCAUGUCGGCAACAAGGCGGAGGGAGUCAAGGUAAGGAAGGGUUGGAUAAGAAACCUGACAAAGAGGAGAGGGGCCAUGGAAUAAUGGGGGUUUGUUUGUGCAGAAAGUGACACAGGUCUUUGCCUCCACCAUGCUCAUUUGUGGGUAGAAGCUCCAAUCCAUAAAGUACAAAACCCUAAGAAAGUGCUAUUGUUAUCUGGACUUCAACUCUUUGGGGCUUCUUUUUUCUUUUGGUUUUCUUUCAUUUCUUCAAAGGAGUACAGGCUGUAAAAGGAGGGAUCUUGGUGCUUUGGUUUCACACUGUUAUAGAAAAAGAUGAAAUUUAAUUUUGUAAAAGUUCAACUUCCAUUACCAAACAUUUUGUAAAGCAAGACCCAUGUUAGGUUCACAAAGUGGGAAACAAUGGAGCAGAGGGCCCAUUCUUCUGCAUCUGGAACUUGUCGAAUACUUGUCUUGAUGCCUUAGUAUCAUCUUGUUCCCUCCAUUAAAGAACUAAAGAUGGAAGUUGUUUUUUUGUACAA
Messenger RNA from Malus domestica (apple), 1262 nucleotides. RefSeq lists its product as uncharacterized. NCBI's taxonomy places the organism in Eukaryota, Viridiplantae, Streptophyta, Magnoliopsida, Rosales, Rosaceae. The record is from RefSeq and is a predicted model, not a curated record.